AUGAGACCGCUCUUCUCGCUACCGGCCGAGCUCUACAACCAAAUCGUCCGUGACCUGGACUAUCAAGACGUGCUUGCUUUCCGCUUGACAUGCCGCUCCGCGAUCGGCGUCGUCCCCUUCACGAGACUCAAGGUCUUACACCGGACCACCAAACAAAAGCUUCUUGAGGAUGAGAAAGUGGAGCUGGACUCGCGAGAAGCCCGGUACGAAAUCAUGGAGCAAUGGGCACUUGCGUUUCCGCACGCAGGUCGAAACUGGAAAUCUCACGACACCACGGCAAAUAUCCACAUGAACAGAAUCAUGAGAGCUUCAUAUCUCAAUUGCUAUGCGUGCCUCCAGAGCCUCCCGCUCGAGUGUUUCACUCGGACGCAAACCAUGGGGAAGAGAAGCCUCGGCCACAGAGAUUGCGGGCGCCGGUUUUGCAAAGCUUGCGGCGUGAAGAGAGGCAUCUGGGAGAAAGGCACCAGCAUCAGAGAUGGCAAGCGUGUGUGGAUCGUCUGCGGAGGAUGCAGCGCCCUCAGGGAGGCCGAUCCCAAUUACAAGCGCGACGGUAACCUGUUCAAAGCCAAUCGGUACUUCCGACCAGGACAGACCUUAUUCGCAACGGCAUGUCGAGUACCCGUGCAACUCGAUGUUUGCGGUGCUGGUCCAUAA
This is a messenger RNA of Exophiala spinifera, 654 nucleotides long. RefSeq lists its product as uncharacterized. NCBI's taxonomy places the organism in Eukaryota, Fungi, Ascomycota, Eurotiomycetes, Chaetothyriales, Herpotrichiellaceae. The transcript is spliced from 2 exons. Bases 1 to 654 code for a protein of 217 amino acids. Gene Ontology annotation, molecular function: protein binding. The record is from RefSeq and is a predicted model, not a curated record.